AUGUUCACUCCUAUUCUAGCGCUCGCAUUUGCCGCCAUUACUCCAAUCGUCAAUGCCUACCCCAUCACUGGCAACUCCGUCAACUGCCGCUCUGGCCCAGGAACCUCUUACUCCGUAGUCAAGAGCUACAAUAAAGGAGCGGACGUUGCAAUCACCUGUCAGGCGGCCGGUACAACCAUCAAUGGCAACCAAUUUUGGGACAAGACCUCCGACGGCUGCUACAUUGCCGACUACUAUAUCAGAACCGGGAGCAGCAGCUAUGUCACCAAGAAAUGCGGCGGCAGCAGCGGUGGCAGCACCAGUGGAAACCUCCCCGGCCUCACAUCCACCCAGUCCAAGCAUGCAAAGGCCAUCAUCGCAGAAGCAAAGAAAGAAAACCUGGGUCGUCAGGGCUGUCUUGCUGGAAUUGCAACCGGGCUUGUUGAGUCUAAUAUACUUGUUUACGCCAACAAGAAAGUCCCCGAUUCCCUAAAGUAUCCCCAUGAUGCUGUGGGCUCGGACAACGACAGCGUAGGCAUCUUCCAGCAACGCGCUAUUUACUACCCUGAUAUUGCUGCCGAUAUGGAUGCUGCUAAGUCGGCGGCACAGUUCUUCAAGGGCAUAAAGAAUGUCAAUGGCUGGAAGACUAUGGAGGUUGGCAAGCUUUGCCAGAAGGUGCAGGGCUCGGCAUACCCAAGUCGGUAUGCAGAGCGUCUCGAUGAUGCUAAGAAGAUUUGUGUUGCUGGUGGCUUGUAG
Molecule: messenger RNA, 735 nt
Organism: Penicillium expansum
Lineage: Eukaryota; Fungi; Ascomycota; Eurotiomycetes; Eurotiales; Aspergillaceae
Exons: 2
Coding region: 1-735 (244 amino acids)
Source: RefSeq, a predicted model, not a curated record